GUGGUUACUUCCCUUUCCAGCUCUCUAAAGCAGUUCUACAAUUCAGAUCACAUUUUCAUUAACGUUCAUUCCUCUCCAUUCGCAAGAAGACAUGCCUUUCUGAGUUAAGCUAGUCACAAGACACACUCUGCAGCCAUGGGGGAUUGGUCCUACCUCUCCUCUCUGCUUGACAAGGUCCAGAGUCACUCGACGCCCGUCGGCAAGAUCUGGAUGACCGUCCUCUUCAUCUUCCGGAUCCUGGUUCUGGGCGUUGCGGCAGACAGUGUCUGGGGUGAUGAACACUCUGACUUUUACUGUAACCAGAAUGAGCCUGGCUGCUUGAAUGCCUGCUAUGACUGGAAGUUCCCCAUCUCACACAUCCGCUUCUGGGUCCUCCAAAUCCUGUUUGUCUCCACACCGACACUGCUCUACCUGGGUCACGCAAUCCAUGUGAUCCACAAGGAGAAGAAGAUGAAGGAACAAAUCCAAAACCAGAACCUGAUGGUCUUUCCGGGGAUGAAGAAGUACACAGACGACAACGGGAGAACCAAGAUCCGAGGUGUUCUCCUGCGCAGCUACUUUGCCCAGCUGUUCUUCAAGAUUGGCCUGGAGGUGGCCUUCAUUGUGGGCCAGUACUACCUCUAUGGCUUCAUCAUGAUCCCCUACUUCGAGUGUUCUGAAGACCCCUGUCCAGGCAGGGGGGUGCAGUGUUACAUGUCCCGGCCCACAGAGAAGACCAUCUUCAUCAUCUUCAUGCUGGUGGUGGCCUGCUUGUCCUUGCUACUGAACUUCAUCGAGGUCUUCUACCUGAUUUGCACCACAAUUAAUCGAACAAAGAAGGCCUUGAAGGAAGCGAACCGGAUGAACUCUGCAGGGACCCCAGCCAGCCUCUACAGUCCCAUCUGCCCCAACACAGAGAGUUAUCCUAUGCAGACCCCUGGAGCCAGCUGUCCUGAAGAAAAGAAAGAGAAAGAUACCUGAGUCUCAGGCAUCCCAAAAAUAUGUUGCUGGUGAUUUUGUGUUACGUUGUUCAGGUUAUAUACUUUUGUUGCUAUAGUUCCCAUCUGUUCAAAUGUGACUGAAAGAUGAGUGGAGAAAAUGUGUAUUUGUUUUGAUUUCGUCUGGCUGAUUGCUUAAAAAUUCCUUUCUGAAUGUUGCCAAUUUGACUAGAUCGGUUUCUUGACAUAGGUUCAACAAAGAAUAAGUUUAAAUUUUGCUUCUUGAAGGAAUUUAAAACGUGAGUUCUGAUUUGUUUUAAAGUCUGGUUUCUCGGAAUUCCCCUAGGUGGCGCUAUACACUAAGUGAUGUUGAACACAUCAGCGGCCGAUUUCAGGUAGAUUUAAAUGCCUCUAUUUAUCCAUGUCUCUUGAGAGACAGCGCAUGUCUCAUUAAUAAGGUAAACCAACUUACUUUAAAAUAUUUUAAUUACUACUCAAUACGUAGCACAGUUCACAUAUACCUGCCUUCUCAGAAUAACUCAAACAAGUCCAAUUAAAAUUCACUUUGGACAAAAUGCCCUGGUAAAAAAAGCAUCUUUCUAUUAAGUCAUUUAAGACAUCAUUAGUUUAUCCGUCUAAAUCGAUAUUAUCAUUAAAUUAUCUUUUUCCCCUCAAUCUCAAACUGACUGCCUACUCCACACACAUUUGUGAUGCACUUGUGAAGUCCCUUUGGGCUCCCUUCCUGCUUUUCACUAACAGUCCAGGUAAGAUUUUCUGUUUUUUUAACCUGGAGAACUAACUUUGUGAGUUGUGCUUUUUUGUCCUUUUUUCUUUUUUUUGCAGUUUGAGGCAAUGCUCAUAAACUUUUGCUGCACUCUGUUUCCAAACACAGCGUGACUGUAUAACAAGUUACAGUUAUGUAAUACAUUUAAAAACAAGUAAAACAUUCUUAAUCUAGUUAUCCCGCAUCCGCAGUAGACAUUAAUAAUAUAUUUUAUUUGUAACUCUAAAACGUUUGAAACGUUAAAAACAUUUUUUGUUAGACAGCAGGCACCUCUUCUUACUGGGAAGAGAGAGAGAGAGAGAGAGAGAGAGAGAGAGAGAGAGAGAGAGAGAGAGAGAGAGAGAGAGAGAGAGAGAGAGAGAGAGAGAGAGAGAGAGAGAGAGAGGUAAGAAGUAAGACACGUCUUGGGGUAUUAAUGAGAAUUUACUCACAUAAUCACAUGAUAGUUCGCAAAUGUACAUUUACAUUUUACAUGUAUUCAUUUAGCAGGCGCUUUUAUCCAGAGCGACUUCCAAGAGAGAGCUUUACAAAGUGCAAAGGUCACUGAUUGUAAGAGCCAAUUUGAAGAGUUUUGUUGUAUAAAUUAAUAUUGUUUAUCUAAAUCUGUAAAGUCAUGGUUUCAUGUAUGGAGAAAUAUUGUUUUAUUUCGUGACUGUAGAGUGCAUUGAUUGGAUAAAUGAGUGGAAUGCAUUGCAGUGGAGAAGGGUGGUCAUGUGACCAAUUUAUACUUGUUCAGUUGAGAUGGUCAGGUUACGGAGCAACACAUUUUUCUGACCGACAACGACAACGACACCACGAAGAUUAUUAAUAUACCGAUUUUCUGCUAGACCAAAAUAAUUCAUGUUUGCUUGUAUAUAAAGUUUUUGUCAGUAAAGGUUUAAACCGAAGAUUUGUU
Messenger RNA from Hypomesus transpacificus, 2596 nucleotides. RefSeq names its product gap junction Cx32.2 protein-like. The transcript is spliced from 2 exons. The record is from RefSeq and is a predicted model, not a curated record. Gene Ontology annotation, cellular component: connexin complex. Lineage: Eukaryota; Metazoa; Chordata; Actinopteri; Osmeriformes; Osmeridae. The coding region runs from base 136 to 960 and encodes 274 amino acids. Gene Ontology annotation, biological process: cell communication.